Laccaria bicolor S238N-H82 is the source of this 1644-nucleotide messenger RNA. RefSeq lists its product as uncharacterized. Bases 1 to 1644 code for a protein of 547 amino acids. Gene Ontology annotation, molecular function: protein binding. The record is from RefSeq and is a predicted model, not a curated record. The transcript has 2 exons. NCBI's taxonomy places the organism in Eukaryota, Fungi, Basidiomycota, Agaricomycetes, Agaricales, Hydnangiaceae.
AUGAAGAGACGGCUGCGGCGCAAGGUGGAAAUCGAUGGGCCUUUCGGAAAAACUUCGGCAUACGCUACUAUGACUGAUCUGCCGGACGAACUUGUCGAGAAAAUCGUCGAAGACCUGGAUGAUAACGGAUCCAUUUGUCGGCUGAGCCUCACCUGCAAGAAGCUUCACUUCCUGGUCCUUCCUAUGUUCUUCUCUCGCAACAAGUUGGUAAAUCCGCAAAACGGCCUCUUUCAUUGUCGUCAUCCUGUACCAGAGCUGCUAGAGGCCAUAAGGACAGCCCUUUUCGUUCGCAAUCUCUCAUCAUUUACAUUUUACUUGACUUCGGAGAUUGAGCAAGUGAUCUUAGACAUUUCCAGUCUACGUGGUUUACUGGCGCGCAUUCCACCGGUUGGUCAAAUCACGAUAGGCCUUCCGAAACGUAUCCGGUACAUAGACGGGUCACAGGGAGUCCGAACCAUGGCGAAGUGGGGAAGGGAGUUUUUGAAGCUUUUAGAAACAAUCGCGGAGAGUGGGUGCAGAGAUUUGAGGUUGCUUGACCCAAUAGGUUAUUUGUCUAACAAAUUCACGCCUAAUAACCUGAAUGUCACGAUACCUCCACCUGCAAAACCCACAGGCUCUAUGUCUAGGAGGACGAGAAACUCGGGAGGGUUCCGUGCACAUUCCCAUCUGACUGGGAUGUCGACAAUACAAGUUCUUUCUUCGAGGCUCUUCCAACCGUUUUUUAUUGGAUGGAUCAUUGAUACGCUAGAGGUGAACCGAGAGUCCCUCGUCUGCAUUCACCUCAAGGUCACUUCCAUAGACCCACUCCUUCUAUCACGCAUCUCCGAAUCUAUAAAUUUACCGGCGAUAAAAGAGGUCAAAAUUUCCUCUCGCUUCAAUAUCGUAUGGGUGGGGCUGUGCAGCUUCCUCAAUCGCCAUCCGUCAACCACCAGUCUACACCUCGAAGGAAUCCUCCCAGUCAAGGAUCCUCAAAUCCCUGAUCCACCAAUUAUACUCCCAUACUUAUCACAGUUAACUGCAAUCUCGCCGAUCGUGACCUUGCUGCUCCAACAUCGGAACAGGGUGCCCCUUCUUUCCUCCGUCCACGUCUUACUCAAUUGGAAUGAUCAAUCCGAGUUGGACCCCCUAGCAGCCGUUGCCACCCACGCCCAUAUCUCAUCUCUGCAGUUAUCAAAUGGUAUAGGGGGAGAUAUCUGCGCGAUCUUAAAUAGGUAUAUCCGUGAAGACAAACAUACUCGAGUCAUUACCUCCCUCGCUCAUAUCAGGAGUGUCAUUUUGGACCAACGUAUUACUAUUCAUCCCGGCAAGUUCUCGCCGCUCACAAUAAAGAGGUGGCUUUACCUCUUUCCCCAUCUGGAGCAUGUGACUUUGAGCCUCCGUCUAUUAGAUCCCAGGUUGGGAUUGUCAGCCGAGGAGAAGCGUGAUGUAGUCACUGAGUUUGCCACUCAAUUUGCUGCUGACCGCCCGACGAUGAAAACAUUAUCAGUUGGAUUUAUAUCGGCAAUCAACUUGGAUGACUUGCGGAGGAUGCCUGGUUUUAAGCUCAACGAAGCACGAGUCGGACUAAAGGUCAUGCCAGUGGGACGAUGGCCCGGUCCAGAAAACGAAAUAGCUUACUUUUCGCCUGCGAUUCACCUUCUGUAA